CCUUACCGUCGCAUGCGGGCGCGCUAGGCCAGGCCCAGCGGCUCCGCACGCGAAGCCUCGCGCCCCGUUCCCUCUCUCCGCGACGCCGGACCCCGGCGGCGACCUCCAGCACCCACAGGGGCAGGUAAGCGGCGCAGCGGUCGUCCCGACACCCCGGGCCCGGUUGGGAGAAGGCCCUGCGGCUUCGCCUCAGUCGGUGCGGCGGGCGCCCCCUGCCGGCCGAGAGCACGUGGGAGGUGCGGCGCCGUCACCGCCGCCGCAGGGAUGCCGUCGGGCUGUUCGCCGGCCGCUCCCAGGCUGCAGUACCGCAGUUCCCGCUUGCUCCGCGCCGCCUUCCUGCGCCUGCACCAGCAGCAGCAGCGAGCGGACGUCUUCUGCGACGUGCUCCUGCGGGCCGAAGGGGAGGUGGUGGCCGCGCAUUGCUGCGUGCUGGCGGUGUGGAGCCCGUUCUUCAUGGAGCGCCUGGCCCGCCAGCCGCCCCACGCGGGGCGCCGCGUGGUGCUGGAGCUCGGGGGGCUGAAGAUCGCGACUCUGCGCAAAGUGGUACGCUUCCUGUACACGGCCGAGCUGGAGGCCUCCCGGGAGGAGGUGCGGGACGUGCUGGCGGCCGCCCGCCGGCUUCGCGUGGCCGUGCUCGAGUCGCUGCAGCUUCGGGAGGACGACCUGGUGCAGCCCGGGCGCCGCUGGCAGCUCGACCGCAGCUGUCUGCGCGGCCUCGGGUCCGGCGGCGUUCCCCUAGCGGACGCCCCCCGAGAACGGCCGCUCCCUCCAGACACCGUGGGUCCGGCCCGCCCCGUGGGGCGGCUGAAACUGAGGAGGAUGGAAGGCCGACGCGGCUGGGAGGUGGUGCAGGAUGGGCAGUUCUCUCUGGAGCCCCUCACCGUGGAGACCCGAACGGUAACAGAGCCGUGGCUGCCACAGGCUGCCGGUCGGCUGCCAGAAGACAACCUGGAGGAGGAGGUGGAUGUGGGGACAGAGCAGCCGUGUUUGCCUCCCGGCACCGCGUGCGUCUACCCAAGCCCCUCAUCCGAGUCAGAUGGGGAGGUGGAUGUCAUUGGCUAGGGGAGCUGCUAAC
Molecule: messenger RNA, 1075 nt
Organism: Tympanuchus pallidicinctus (lesser prairie-chicken)
Lineage: Eukaryota; Metazoa; Chordata; Aves; Galliformes; Phasianidae
Gene: BTBD18
Product: BTB domain containing 18
Exons: 2
Coding region: 265-1062 (265 amino acids)
Biological process (GO): positive regulation of transcription elongation by RNA polymerase II
Molecular function (GO): protein binding
Source: RefSeq, a predicted model, not a curated record